This is a messenger RNA of Cyprinus carpio (common carp), 4104 nucleotides long. RefSeq names its product NLR family CARD domain-containing protein 3. Gene Ontology annotation, molecular function: protein binding. NCBI's taxonomy places the organism in Eukaryota, Metazoa, Chordata, Actinopteri, Cypriniformes, Cyprinidae. The record is from RefSeq and is a predicted model, not a curated record.
CUGCAGCGAAGGGUGUCUCAACUGAAAGUGACGGACAGACAUCGACGUUUAGCUGGACAGGAUUAAAGAUGGAAACGUGAGAAUCACCAGAGUGACAGCAUUUCACACUAUGGAAGAAAAGAAGAGACGGAGAACAGCAUCUCCAGAACCCAGCUGUGAGUCUUUGAAGAGCACUGACUCCAUACAUCAACCUCCUGAAUUUAGUGAUGAAUCUGUGGCCUUUGACCCCAGGAAUCGGGUUACCACAGCAUCUCCGCAACCCAGCUGCAUGUCUAUGAAGAGCACUGACUCCAUUCAUCAACCCCCUGAAUUUAGUGGUAGACCAGUGGCUUCUGAUCCCAGUGUGGAAAGAGGUGCUCAGUCCAAAUGUGGAUUAACCAGUUUCACUGACGCUGCUGACAACUAUGUGAUUUCAUCUUUUGAUGCACUUAAGAAGAGACACAAAACAAACAUGAAGAGCAAGUAUGAGAGCUUAUUUGAGGGAAAUCAAAUACAAACGAAUAAAACCUUCCUGAAGAGCAUUUAUACACAGCUCUACAUCAUAGAUGGGGAGAGGGAAGGGGCGAAUGAAGAACAUGAAAUCUUACAGAUAGAGAAAAGUUACACGACGCUCCAAGAGACUCCACUCAACUGCAAUGAUAUAUUUCAACCACUACCAGGGUAUGAGAAUCAGAGAGAAGACAAAGUGAAAACCGUUCUUACUAAUGGUAUCGCUGGAAUUGGGAAAACGGUCUCUGUGCAGAAGUUCCUUCUGGACUGGGCCGAGGGAAAAGCCAAUCAGGAUGUAGAUCUCAUGUUUGUGCUUCCAUUUCGAGAGCUGAACUUGUUUAAAGAUCACCAAUACAGUCUUUACAAACUUCUGGUGGACUUUUAUCCUGAACUUCAAGAUCUGGACUCAAAGAUUCUUGAGGAGUGUAAAGUUGUGUUCAUCUUUGAUGGUCUGGAUGAAAGCAGAAUUACACUGAUGUUUUCAGAAAAUGAGAGUGUUUGUGAUGUGAAUGAGUCUUCGUCAUUGGGGGUGUUGAUCUCAAAUCUCAUCAGAGGACAGCUGCUUCCCAAUGCUCUCAUCUGGAUCACCUCCAGACCAGCAGCAACCAGUCGGAUCCCCUCCCAAUACAUCAACCGUCUGACAGAAAUUGAGGGAUUCAAUGAAUCUCAGAAGGAGGAAUACUUCAGAAAGAGAAUCAGUGAUGAGCAUCAAGCCAGCAGAAUCAUCUCACACAUUAAAGGAUUAAGAAGCCUCCACAUCAUGUGUCACAUACCUGUUUUCUGCUGGAUCUCAUCCACUGUCCUUCAAAACAUCCUGAAACAAAAUAACAGUGCAGAAAUCCCUAAAACUCUGACUGAGAUGUACAUCCACUUCCUGCUCACUCAGAUGAACAUGAGGAAUCAGAAGUAUGAAGAGAGAUCCAGUGAGAGAGAUCCAGAGGAGCUCCUGCAGUCCAACAAAGACAAGAUUGUGAAACUUGCUGGACUGGCUUUCAAGCAGCUGAUGAAGGGCAAUGUGAUGUUCUAUGAGGAGGACCUGAGAGAGAGUGACAUAGAUGCCACUGACAUCACAGUGUAUUCUGGGAUUUGCACUGAGAUCUUUAAGGAGGAAUUUGUGAUUCAUCAGAGGAAAAUCUACUGCUUUAUACAUCUGAGCUUUCAGGAGUUUCUCGCUGCGUUUUAUGUUUUCUACAGCUUUAUAAAUGACACUUCAGAUGCUCUGAAAGUGUUUGAUUUGCUCCCAAAUUUCCAUAAAGGAGCGAUAGAUGUGGCUCUUCGGAGUGAGAAUGGACACUUGGAUCUUUUCUUGCGGUUCCUGCUGGGCAUCUCGCUGGAGUCCAAUCAGAGACUCCUACAGGGUCUGCUGACACACACUGAGAAGAGCUCUGAGAGCAUCAGGACAACCGCAGCUUACAUUAAAGACAAAAUCAAACAGGAACAGGGUCUCUCGGCUGACAGAUCCAUCAAUCUUUUCCUCUGUUUGCUGGAGAUGAAUGAUCAGACUCUGGUUAGAGAGAUUCUGGAGUUUAUGACAUCAGACAAAGACUCAGGGAAUAAACUCUCUCCGUCUCACUGCUCAGCGAUCGCCUACAUGCUCCAGAUGUCAGACGAAGUUCUAGAGGAGCUGGACCUCAAGAAAUACAUCACAUCAGAUGAGGGCAGAAGGAGACUGGUACCGGCUGUGAUGAACUGCAGAAAAGCAAAUCUUGCCUGCUGUAAUCUCACAGAUCAGUGCUGUGAAAUCGUGGUGUCAGCUCUACAAUCAUUAAACUCGCCCCUCAGAGAGCUGGACCUGAGUAACAAUGACCUACAGGAUGCUGGUGUGAAGCUCAUUUGUGCUGGCCUGAAGAGUCCAAACUGUCGGCUGGAGAUACUGAGGUUGUCUGGUUGUAUGGUGACAGAGGAAGGCUGUUGUUAUCUGGUUUCUGCUCUCAAUUCAGACACUUCACACCUGAGAGAGCUGGAUCUGAGCUACAAUCACCCAGAAGCAGGAGUCCAGAUGUUUUCUGCUUUGUUAAAAAAUCCAGAUCGCAAACUGGAGAAACUCAAUUCAGACCAUUUUGGAGAUUUCAGGAUCAAACCAGGACUACAAAAAUAUGCCUGUAAACUUACGCUGGAUCCAAACACUGCAUACUCUCAUCUCGCUCUGUCUGAGGGGAACAGAAAGGCAACACAUGUGAAAGAAGAGCAGCCAUAUCAUGAUCAUCCAGACAGAUUUGAGCACCAGGAACAGGUUCUGUGUAAAGAAACUCUGUCUGAACGCUGUUACUGGGAGGUUGAAUGGAGUGGGGGGGCUUAUGCUGCAGUGACAUAUAAAGAAAAUAAAGGAAAAAAAAGAGGGAAUGACUGCAGAUUUGGGUGGAAUGAUAAGUCCUGGAGUCUUUUCUGUACCCCUGAUGGAUAUAGUGCCUGGCACGAUAACAAGAAAACAGAUGCCAAUUUCCAGUCAAAACCCUCAAACAGAGUAGCAGUGUAUCUGGACAGGCUGGCCGGCACUGUGUCCUUUUACGACGUGUCUGAAACACAUACUCUUGCACACAUAUAUACCUUUAAAACCAAGUUCACUGAACCACUCUACGCUGGGUUUGCAGUUUAUGGUUCAGUGUUUAUAUCAGGGUGAAUAGCCUCCUAUCAUUACCUAAAGUAACUAACUAAUUUAGUAAUGGCAAAACUGUAGCAACAACUUAUUUUCUUGUAUUUUCAGAUUAUGAGAGAAGUUAAUCUGUUGUCAGUGGGCAAAAAAAUUCUUUAUGCUUUAAAAUUGUUUACAGACAAAGUUUAUUUGUAUUUUUUAUUUAUUGUAUGUAUGUAUGUAUAUGUGUGUGUAUUUGUAUAUAUAUGAUAUUUAAUGAGCCAGAGUUAGGUUUUCCCCAAAUAUCAGCAUGAUAUAUAAAUGAGGGCAUCAUAUGAAAUAUGGUGAAAUACAUCCCACCUUUUAAAUAAACGAGCAUGUAAUGAAUUGAAGUCACUGGCUGCAUCUGAAAUUGCAUACUUUCUUGAGUAGGUACUCAUGACAGCAAAAAGAGUACAUUCUAUAUAGUAGGAAUGUGUGUAGUAUCAAUGUGAUCUGGACAUUCUACAUUUGCCAUGUCAUCAUCUUUUCCCGUGGCCUUAUGGGAUAGUAAAGCGUCCAUUGUAUGCACAGAUGCAGCCUCUGACUAGAAACUCAUGUUGGCAUAUAAACAGUCAGUGUCCUGAAAUGCCGGUUUAGGACUACACUUGCACAUUGGCUGGACCAUCCUGAAAUAUAAGCUUUUUUAUUUUUAUUUUUUUAUUAUAUUUGAACACAAGAAACAAUUUAUGGGAUAGUUAUUUUCAGAUUUUGUUGCUGAAGUAUGUUAUCUAAAUUUGACAUUAUUUAAAAACAUUAAAAAUAUUUUAUUAGGCUUACUGUCCUUAUUCACUGUAUUUUUUAGGUUUACUAGUAUCUUUUUAUAAUUUUUUGGCUUCAAUUUGUGCACAGUAAAAGCUCAAAUUUGUUUCCAUUCAAGGUCUUCAGGGAUUUAAUACUGUUUGAAUCAUCAGCACCUUCUUAGCUUGAUGUAAGCAUUACAUAUGUUCAAUAAACUGCUUGCUGCAUCUGCCUUUGGGCUGAAAUAGUGUUUUUAAGGAACC